This is a messenger RNA of Paramecium tetraurelia, 4086 nucleotides long. RefSeq lists its product as uncharacterized. The record is from RefSeq and is a predicted model, not a curated record. The transcript has 6 exons. Lineage: Eukaryota; Ciliophora; Oligohymenophorea; Peniculida; Parameciidae.
AUGCCCUUAUAGAUGAACUGCAUGUAUAUAGACGAAAGAGAUAAUGGCUUUGUGGGAAGCUAGUACUUUUAUGAAUCCCUAUCGUAAUCUGAAAAUAUGGUAAAUCUUGAUAAGAUUACAUAUACCUUAUGGAUAAACAUAUAUUAAAAACCAAAAUUGACUGGAAGGUAAAUUUUGUUUGGUUUUGUGGAUGGCAACACAGAUAAUCCUUAUCUUAAUUUAAUGUUGUAUUACUAAUCUUCAGGGGGAAAUUAUAAUCUGACUUUAUCGAAUUAGAAAUAGUCUUCAGAUAUCCUUAACCUAACACGGUAUUCUGAUCUUUAAAUCAAUAAUUAGAGCACAAGCAACACUUUUAUUAAUUUGAAGCUUUUUUCUACAUAAGAUUAAACGAUGAAUUCGAUUCAAGAUACUCUAGUGAAUUAAAAAUUAAAAUAUAAUUUUGGGGUACAUUCUAGAAUAACAAAUGAGUAAUUAUAUAAGUCUUCUAAUGAUUACAAGGCAUGUGUGAAUAUUGCUAAUUUCUAUUAUAUCAACGGAUGGACAACAAUGGAUUCAGAUAUUUAUUUGGACUAUGAUUUAGAAUUGAAAUUCUUUUUAAAGCCUUAUCAACUCAAAGGUCUUAAUGUAUCCGAUUAAUUUAUGAAUGUAAAUCUUAGAAAAUAAUCAAACCCAAUAUUUUAUAGUGAUUCUAUUGGAUUGCUGUUAUUUAAGAAUACACAAAUUGUGUACACUUUUAUGGAGAAUCUAGUUUCCCUAACUAUGAUGUUUUGGAUUAAACCAUAAAAUAUAGUAGCAUUUUUUUAGUUUAUUUCUUUGACUGAUGAUGUAUUGAAACAAGUAAGCAUAGGUUUUGGCGUCAAUUUUGACUAUAAGUUAUAAUUUCAUUAAAAUUAUGGUAAUUCCACAUUAGGUUUACUAACCGAUAGCACUUGGGCUCAUGUGACAGCUGGUGUUUUGGAGCUAAGUUAUGAUGCUAAUUUUAUUCCAACAAAUUAAAAAAAACUAUUAACAGUGUAUAUUGAUGACAAUUAGGUAUAAUAGAAAACAAUUAACAACGUAAUUGCAUUUAAAAGAUUGAUAUUGGGACCUACAGCUACUGGUAAUUUUGGAGCAGAAAUGAUUGAUAUUUAAGACAUCAGAAUAUUCAGAGGGUAUGGAAUUUUAACAGGCAGAGGGGAUUGUUUAUUAUUUGUUGGUGCAUAUUGUGCAUUCUGUUCACCUAAUACUCAUUAUUGCAAAGAGCAAGAUCCAAAUGAUGAUAUAAUUAUCUUUAAUUGUGCAGCUGGUUAUAAAGAAACAUAAAGUGGUUGUUUUCCUAUAGCAAUCUAGAAUUGUCUUAAACAAUAAGGAUCAGGUUGUAUAAAUUGUGCAGAUAAUUAUUAAUUAUAAAACGGAUAAUGCUAUAAUUGCUCAGAUUCUAAUGCAAUAUUUUGCAAAAGAAACAUAACGAAUUCAAUAAAUAACAAGAUUUAAUAGAGCAAACUUUGUAAAAUAGAUUUUAACAUUUAGAAUAGUGCAGCUUAUUGCCAAAAAGAUUCAUAAAAUAAUUGCUAGUAGGCUCAAUUCUAUAAAAAAUUUUAUAAAUGCAAAACUGAUAUCUAUUUAACAGAAUUAAAUACCUGUCAAAGUACAUGUACACUUAAUAACAAAUUUUAGUAAAAUCAAGUUUGCUUAAAAAAGUGUCCAGGAAAAUAUUUAUAUAAAUAAGAUUGCUUCAAUACAUAAAAACUACCUGCAUACUAAUGUAAUAGUGCGAAUAAUUGCAAUAAUAACGAAAAAAAAUAUUGGGUUAUUAUUGUCUAAAAUGAAAAAGAAUAAAGUGGUCAGUACUUACAAAGUUGGUGGCAUAGUUAUAAUUUUAAUGAUUGCGACUUAUCCUGUAAAUAUUGUUUUGGAGGAAAAGAAACUAAAUGCUUGGGCUGUUAUUAUAAUAAAUUCUUUAGUCCUUAUGACACAAAAUACGUUAGUGAUUGUAAUACUCUUAGUUUAUUUAAAUAUAAUAAUCGAGAUACUAUGGUUUGUGAAUUAGAAUGUCCACCACCAUAUUUAACAUAGGGAUUAGAAUGUGUGAAGUCUUGUACAAAUGGUUAUGCUAUUUAUAAUAACACAUUAUGUUUACAAUAAACUCAAGUUACAGAUAAUUUCAUAGAGACUUAGUAUAAUUCUUCACAACCAAAAACUAUAUUUGCUAAUUGUCCUUAAGUUUGCUAAACAUGCACAAGUUAUACAUAUUGUACUAGUUGUCUAAAUCAUUAUAUUUUAAACUAAAAUAAAUGUCCUACCACAUGCUACCCACAAUAUCUCUAUAUUGAUGAAUAUGGUGUGAGUGUCUGUUUAAUUAAUUGUGAUUCAUCUGAUUAUGUAUAUGAUAACGCUAAUAUUGAUGGAUAUUAAAUUAGACAAUGCUUCAAAAUUAAAUGUGGCUCCAUUUAGAUUAAUAAGAAGUAAUAAACUUAUUUACACUAAACUAAACCUCUAAUUUGUGUGUAUCCAUGUGAAGAUCAAUAUUAUGUUCAAUAAAACACAAAUUAAUGUGCUAAAUGUGACCCUAUUUGUUAAAAUUGUUAAAACUCAGCAACAUUUUGUACUAAAUGCUGGCCAGAUAUAUUUCUUUAAGAUAAUAGUUGUUUCGUUUCUUGCGAUUCUAAAUUUAAAAAUUAUAUCAAUAAUCAGUGCGAAGGAUCGUGCUCCAGCGGAUUUACUAUCAAUGAUAAAGUUGCUGGCAUUAUUAUUUAGGCCUGUGUCAAAUUUUGUGGGCAUAUAUUUUCUUAAUUUACUUAUGUACUCGAUACUCAAUGCUAUCAGUCUCCUCCUCUGAUUGGAGCAUAUUGCAUAGGCUUUUAGUGUUAUAAUUGCUAUUAUAAAUGCAAGACUUGUUCUGGUUCUUAAAGUAAUUAAUGUUUAUCUUGUUAUGAUUAAACAUUUUUGUUAAAUAAUUAAUGUGUACUAGAUUGUAAUACUAAGUUUUAUGAUUUGUUAAAUUGGAUUUGUGUUGAUGUUUGUCCAAGCAAUGCAUACACUACAUCUGGCUAUUAAUUUAUUAAUACAAAUUAUAUACUAGUAACAUCUUGUUCCUCUACAUGCCUAUAUAGUUAAUACUAAUAUAAGAACUAAUGUACUGAUUCUUAGCCAGAUGGAACUUACUGCAAACAAAAGACUAAUUAUAAUUUAUGUGAUAAAUGCACAGCAGUAUAUAAAACAUGUUUUGAUUCCUAUUCAACUACUUGUUAUGAAUGCAAUCCAGGAUCAUAUUUAUACAAUACUACUUGCUCUACUGAAUGUCCUGUGGAUAUUCCUUAUAAAGAUACAAUUAAUAAUAUGUGUGUUGUAACUUGUACCAGUUAUUAAUAAGAUGGAUAUUGCGUUGAAAGUUGUUCAGAUAAUUAUUACAUCUAUGAUGCUGACAAAUAAUGUUAUCAAUUUGGUUGUCCAGAAGGAACAUACAACCAAGUUACUACAUUUUACUGUUAUGGCUGUUCUCUUGGAUGUGCCACUUGUACUGAUGGAAUCAUCAAUUCAUGUAUCACAUGUAUAUAAGGAUAUUUUCUGCAAGGUGUAUCAACAUGUACAGAUGUCUGUAAUGUGAAUCCAGAUAUUGUUUAAGAUUGGACUAAUGGAAGAUGUGCUAAAUCGUGUCCAACUGGAACUUACAUGCAAACCUUACCUAGUGGGAAUUUAGCAUGUAGAAACACUUGUCCUGGAUAUUAUUAUUCGAAUAUUUGCGUCCCUGCAUGUCCUGCUCAAACUUUUCCUGACGGAAUAGUUUGCACUUCAUAUGCAGGACCUUGUAGUGUGUGUUAUGGUGAAUAAGUUAACCAAUGCACACAAUGUGAUUCUGGAUAUUACUUGGCUGAUACUACUUUUGUUGAAGUAUGUCCAGAUACAAAACCUUAUGCCAACCUAGCUAAUUAAACUUGUGUUUCAACUUGCCCAGAUUAUUUGUAUUUAGCUAAAAAAAUCUGUUUUAGCCCUUGUCCAACUUUCUUAUCUAUUUAUCAAUUAAAUGGUAAAAAAGAAUGUGUUGAUUCAUGCUAUUCUAAAUCUUAUAUAUCUUUAGGAAUUUGCUAUCCAUGCGAUUCCAUUUGA